This is a messenger RNA of Arthroderma uncinatum, 1701 nucleotides long. RefSeq lists its product as uncharacterized. The transcript has a single exon. The record is from RefSeq and is a predicted model, not a curated record. The coding region runs from base 1 to 1701 and encodes 566 amino acids. NCBI's taxonomy places the organism in Eukaryota, Fungi, Ascomycota, Eurotiomycetes, Onygenales, Arthrodermataceae.
AUGUCGUCGACCUCUGCACCCAGAGACGACAUCGAUAUUGGAUUGCCCAAGAUAAAUACCCCAGGCUCUCCAAUACCUAGACUGCAGCGAGGGCUGUCUGAACCACGCAGCCUUCCAUCAGCCUCUUCCCAGAAUACCCCGGCCAAUGACUUGCCCCCUGUAAAAUGUACGUGGUGCGGACAAGAGUUCCCUCUCGAGAGCACAGAAUCGGCACCGCCACUUGAAAGUCUCAAGCAGCACAUGCGAGAAGAUCAUCCAGACAUCGCCAAAGACUUGUUCAAUAACCUGAUUUCCGAAGAGACUCUUACUCCACCUCUGGACUCCGACCAAGGGAGCCGUCGUCCAGCAGCCUCUCAGAGCGAAGGGACUCCAAAUGUCGAAGAAAAAAUCGAACGCCACUGGACCAUGCAUGAUGUACGAAAUUUCACUGAAGACUAUGACGGACGGCGAGAUGAGCUCCAGUCGCGAUGGGAAGGGGCAUUUGAUGGGUUCGAACGGCCCCAGCCUUACGAAUCGGGUUCCACUGCCACCGGUAAAUUUUUACCUCUAACGGAUCCCAACAUAUACAUCGAUAUCAUGAAGGACCCAUCUUCACUCUCCACCAAGGAGCUUUAUGCGAUCACCGUCAAUGCCGCUCAUGCGCUGAGAAUCUGGCAAGACGAACACAUGGCUCUUGAAAAGCUAAUCAAACGAGCGACACGCUCAUCGCUCAAGAAGACUUCGAACCCCAGAGAACUUGAAGACCCGCAAGUUUACGAAGAUAAGAAAGAAGCGAUGCUCUACGGCUACAAGCAUGAUCCGAAAGUAAGCCAGAUCGGAUGCCAGGAUCCGUUCGCUCAGGGUGGCUUCAUUCCUACCGCCGACCAAAUGAGAAAGAUGAAGGCAAGUGGCACGGAGCCAUGGAAGAUGAACCGCUGGGCUUCCGUCAAGGAGAACGGAGUAGAAUGCGUUCCUAAACUUCGUCCGCCGCCCGUCAUCAAGCCGAAGAAGAAGGUCGCCAAUACUGCCGUAAAAACCGAGCCGGAAACGAAGGGCCUUCUUGCACCGAAACGCAUUACACGGUAUGGAGGCUCGAAACCUUCCUCUACCAGAGAUACCUCGCAGGCUCCCUCGGAGCCCACCAGUCCCGGAGGGCCCUCCCGCCCACAAUCCAGAAAUGCCACCCCGUCAAGCAAUAUCACUACUCCACUACGAAAAUCCGGACGGCCCUUGGCUCAAGCACUAUACGCAUUAUCUACGGGCGCCCCGCGAAGCACCCCAGUCAAAUCCCCCAAAUCCCCCAAAUCCCCUGCUCCAACAUCAGCAGGGACCUCCAAGGCGUCUACACCAUUCUACCCCGACCCGCUCCAGGACCCCAAGAAUCAGCUCAAGAUCAAAAACUCCAAGCACCCCAAGCGCACCGAAGCUAUGAUUCUACACUGGGCCAAAUUCAACCAAGAAGGCCGAACAAGGAAUCCCAAGCGAACAAAGGCGCAGAUCGAGGCUGCCAGGGUAGCCGAGCGGGAGGCUAGCCUUGACCCAUCGGUCGGAUCAACGGGCAGGAAGCGGAUGACCAGCGAGAGAGCAGAUAGUCAGCCGCCAUCGAUUAAGAAAGUAAAACGAGACGCGAAUGGGAAGACAGAGCCAGUUACGCCUGUUUCGGAACAUGGAGAAGGGAGUUCUUUCCAUUACCAUAUGCAUGCGGCGUCGGAUCGUGGGUGA